AUGAAUGAGAUGUAUGGUGCACGUAGUGACAGUCUGGACCAUAAUAACACCCAGAACGGUGCAGGGCUGAGAAAUGACCAGUUCAGCGCCCUCGUUCCCCAAAAGCAUGCAGAUAGUAGAGAAGGUGUAUUGCACAGAGACACAGGCACAUCUCGACAAAGAGAGUCUAUUGUCGCCAUGCCAUCUACUCUGACCGCUGUCAAACCGGAUGAACCGAUGCGUGGAACCCCUUUAUCUUUCACGGAUGUAACAUACACCGUAAAGAUUGGCCAGGUGAAGAAAAAGAUACUGACAAAUGUGAGCGGCUAUAUCGAGGGUAACUCCUUCGCGGCCGUUAUGGGUAGUUCCGGUGGGGGUAAGUCAACGCUCCUUGACGUUCUUGCCCAACGCAAACCAACGAAAACAGUCAGCGGCAGAGUUCUGGUAGAUGGUGUUCCUGCAACGAAGUAUUUCAAGUAUACGUGCGGCUAUGUGCAACAGGAAGACUAUGUGUGCGGCACACUCACUGUGCGGGAGAAUCUCAUGUUCUCUGCCAACCUGCGUUUACCGAACGAUAUGGCCAGGGCAGACCGGAAAGCACGCGUGCAGAAUGUGAUUGAGGAACUAGGCUUGUUGAAGGUGGCCGACAAUCGCAUAGGCACACGCCUGCUGCGAGGGAUCUCAGGCGGUGAACGCAAACGCGUCUGCAUCGGCAUGGAACUCGUUAAAAUGCCCACCUGUCUCUUCCUUGACGAGCCAACCACAGGCCUAGACGCCAACACAUCGGAGAAUCUGAUGAAGACACUCAAAGAGCUGACAACGAAGGGUGUUACUGUGGUGGUUUCUAUCCAUCAGCCACGGUACUCUAUCUUCAAGCAGUUCGACACACUGUUUCUGUUGAGUGCAGGUGCUUUCGUGUACGCUGGUCCCGCCACUGGCGCGACGCCAUACUUUGCGCGUCUGGGUUACGUGUGCGAGCCACACAACAACCCCGCGGACUUCCUACUGGACGUCACCAACUCAGAGUGUCUGAAGCUGGCUCAGGGUGACGAGGAUGACGAUUACGUGUCACUUGCUUCACUGUACACGUCAUCGGACGAAUGUCGUUCCAUGUCACACCAGUUGGCCAUGCAGCGCCAAGAGACUCUCUUCUCAGACCGAUUCGAUGACGCAGGUCUGCGUAAGAUUGGUUUAGAGAGAGAAGCGGACACGGGUACUGACGAGGUGGUGUAUGAGGCCAGCUUUACCAUGCAGGUGGCCCUUACGUGUCAACGGACACUGCGCAACUCUAUCCGCAACCCAGAAACAUCGAUUAUGCAGUUUGUUUCGCUGGCCCUGUUCGGUGUGGUCACUGGAAUCACCUUCCUCGGCUUGGGCGAUGGCAUUGGGGGGCUGCAGAAUCGGGUCGGAGCAAUGUUUUUCAUUCUGCUUUCAGCGGUGUUUAGCAACAUGUCCGCCAUUGCCAUCUUCAUCGAUGAGCGUGAGCUGUUUGUGAACGAGAAGAUGAACGGCUACUACCGCGCAGAGGCGUACUUUGUGGCUAAGACAUUGAUAGAUCUGGUGUUCAUGCGUGCCAUCCCCCUGGCCAUCUUCCUCUCCAUCGCGUACUUCAUGUGUGGCUUUGUGGCCUACCCCAUCACCAACUAUCUGCUCUUCCUGCUAACCACUGAGCUGGUGGGUCUGUGUGCUGUGUCCAUCUGCUUCGUGCUGAGCUGCACGGUGUCGUCCUUCGCACUCGCUCACCUGUGCGUGACCAUGAUCUACGUGAUCAUGAUGGCGUUCGGUGGGUUGCUGGUUAAUGUCAACACGAUGCCCUCGUGGUUGAGUUGGCUUAAGUGGUUGUCGAUCAUCUACUACGGCUUGGAGGUGCUUGAAAGUAUCGAACUGUCCGGCAUGAGCUUCGAAUGUGCACCCGGGGUUCCGUGUAUAACCGGUGACAUGUAUUUGGAGACCCAGGGCUUCAGCACGAGCGUAUGUGGCUGA
Sphaeroforma arctica JP610 is the source of this 1962-nucleotide messenger RNA. RefSeq lists its product as hypothetical. Gene Ontology annotation, cellular component: plasma membrane. The coding region runs from base 1 to 1962 and encodes 653 amino acids. Gene Ontology annotation, molecular function: ABC-type transporter activity; ATP binding; ATP hydrolysis activity. Lineage: Eukaryota; Ichthyosporea; Ichthyophonida. The transcript has 11 exons. The record is from RefSeq and is a predicted model, not a curated record.